AUGCUGUCCGCUGCUAUACGAGUGAUAGCUCGUUCAGCUACUAUACAGCUUGAAGAGAUAGCUGCUCUGUCAGCUACAUCAUCCAAUUCCAAUAAAGGCAAAGGGAAAGCCGUCGAUCAACCCAUUGAGACAUUGACAGAAUCAUCAGAACGAUGUAAAGCUGAAUAUACUGGAUCAACUCUUACUGCACACUUGGCGGAGUUUUGUGAAGAUCGAUUAUCACCACUCGAUAGAUUAAUACAUCAAGCUCCUAGAUCACCUCCACCACCCGCACCACCUACACAUCCAGAUAGACAUAUCGAAGCUGAACAAUCCAGAACUAAAGGUAUAUCUCCAUCUGCACCUGCCCCCGUCAAGAGAUACAAACCCAUGAUUGGAAAUUCAUACAGUAAACCACCUACGACACAUCCUCCAAAUUCAGUAGGAUCAAGUUUAGAUGAAUUAAUUAGAAAUUCACCUAGAACACCUCCUCCACCUGCUCCGUCAACUCACCCUGAUAGGCAUAUCGAAGCUGAACUAUCGAGGAACAAGAGGAAAGAUGCUUCCUCUUCUACUUCUUCAAUUACCCUUAUACGGUCGAAUAUUGAAAGGCAAAGAGUGGAAAAAGAAAAGAAGAUAAAUCGCCCUAAACCAAAAUCAAUAGGUGAUAAAGGAGGUUUAUCACUCGAUCAAUUAAUAAGGAAUUCGCCUCAUACUCUACCACCUGCAGCACCAAGUACACAUCCUGAUAGAAAGAUAGAAAAAGAAUCGGCAACUAAACCUGGUAAUUUGGAACCUAUACCAAAGUCAUCACCUCCACCUCAAGAGGUCAGACCUGAUGUGAUGGAAGCAGUGAAACCUAAUUCGGAAACGCCGAAACCAUUAGAAGACGUCAAAUCUGAUAUGGUCAAAGAUGUGAAUAUCAUCUUGGAAAAUUCAAACCCACCAAAGGAGCAGUUAGCCACAAGCCCACUAUUAUCCGAAGCUGCUACCACAGCGGACCCAAUAGACACAGUAGAUGGUAUAGAAAACCUCGGGGCUGAUCCCACCACUAUAAAAUCACAGAUAGACGAGGAUGAUAUACCUGUGGUGUUGCGUGCUUCUAAAGUACCUUCAUCGAGACUAGGUAGAUUGUUCCAUUAUGGAUCCCUGGCUGCGUCUCUCUCUAUCGGUGCCGCAUCAGAGUCAAUCAGACGGACUACUGGAGGAACCAAGAAUUCUGGAAGCGUUUUCAUGAGUGAUGCGAAUAUCAGAAGAUUGGUAGCUACGCUAGGUAGAAUGAGAGGAGCAGCUUUAAAGUUAGGUCAAUUCAUGAGUAUACAAGACAACCACAUGCUACCGCCCGAGAUCGAGAAGGUACUGCAGCAAGUUCAAGCUCACGCAAACUACAUGCCUGAUUGGCAAAUGGAGAAAGUGAUGCGAGAAGAAUUUGGAUCAGAAUGGCAAUCCUUGUUCUCAUCUUUUGACCGAACGCCAAUCGCUUCAGCAUCAAUAGGACAAGUUCAUCGAGCUACAUUAGCAUCUGAUUCUACAGCUGUAGCAGUGAAAAUACAAUUUCCGGGUGUCGCCUCGUCCAUCGAAUCUGAUUUAAAUAAUCUCUCACUCUUACUUCGUUCAUCAGCUUUAUUACCCAAAGGUCUUUAUCUGCAGAAUACAAUAGCGGUAAUGAGAAGAGAACUACAGGAUGAAUGUGAUUAUGUUAAAGAAGCUUCUGCAGGUAGAAGAUUUGAAGACUUCUUGAAGGAUGAUACUUACUUUGAUGUACCUAAAGUCAUAGAAGAAGCUACUACGGGGAAAAUAUUGACUACUCAAUGGAUGGACGGGAAACCAUUAAGUAGAGUGAAAGGUCUAUCUCAAGAAACAAGAGAUAGGAUCGGUACAAAUAUCCUUCGAUUAUGUUUGAUGGAAUUAUUCCAAUUCCGAUUCAUGCAGACUGAUCCUAAUUGGGCGAACUUCCUUUAUACCACUACGAAUUCUGUUGGACCCAAUGGAGAAGGUAUCCAACUGAUUGAUUUUGGUGCUUCGAGGGAGUAUACAAAGGAAUUCAUGGAUGGUUGGUAUAGGUUAUUGAAGAGUUGUUUAGAAGGCGAUAGGGUUAAAAUGAAAGAGGAAAGCUUAAGUUUAGGUUAUUUGACUGGAGAAGAGAAUGAUGUCAUGGUGGAAGCGCAUUUAGAUUCAAUGGCAUUAGUAGCUAGCCCCUUUUCAUAUCCGGGCAAAUACCCAUUCGCGCAGCAAACCAUAACGGAUUCCAUAAGAGGUCUUAUACCCAUAAUGCUGAAACAUCGAUUAACACCGCCACCCCAGGAAACAUACUCUUUAAAUAGGAAAUUGAGCGGAGCAUUCUUGAUGUGUGCUAAAUUAGGAGCCAACGUAGAUUGUACGAAACUCUGGGAGGACGUCGUAGGUGGAUACAAGGAAGGAUAA
Molecule: messenger RNA, 2403 nt
Organism: Kwoniella shivajii
Lineage: Eukaryota; Fungi; Basidiomycota; Tremellomycetes; Tremellales; Cryptococcaceae
Exons: 8
Coding region: 1-2403 (800 amino acids)
Biological process (GO): ubiquinone biosynthetic process
Source: RefSeq, a predicted model, not a curated record